Molecule: messenger RNA, 408 nt
Organism: Funneliformis caledonium
Lineage: Eukaryota; Fungi; Glomeromycota; Glomeromycetes; Glomerales; Glomeraceae
Source: the annotation of a GenBank genome assembly
UUAGCUAUGAUAAUAAUAGAUAGCCUUCUUGAAGCAAGAGAUACACUUAAUUGGUUAGAUCAAACAUCUUCUCCAACUUCUCUGGCAUUGAAACCUGAAAGAGACAAAGAUAACCCAACACUGGUUCAAGAUAACCAAUUACUAAAUGAAUUUUUUGAAGCAUAUAAGGCAUAUACUUCAUUAUCAGGUCUGAACUUGUGUAGAGAAGAAAUGAAAAAAGCUUUCUUCAAAGGCCUCAAUGAAAAGAUAAAGAAUGAGUUUGGGUAUAAGGAACCCUUGAAACCUUUGAAUAGGUUAUAUAAAAUUAUAAAUAAAAUAAGAAUGCAUAAAAAUGAUUGCGACACAGAAAAGAUCAAAAGGUCCAUUCAUGAUAGUUUUGACAAUAAAGCCUUUUCAUAUGACCUGUAG